Messenger RNA from Phialemonium atrogriseum, 1463 nucleotides. RefSeq lists its product as uncharacterized. The record is from RefSeq and is a predicted model, not a curated record. Lineage: Eukaryota; Fungi; Ascomycota; Sordariomycetes; Cephalothecales; Cephalothecaceae. The transcript has a single exon. The coding region runs from base 272 to 1114 and encodes 280 amino acids.
CGUGAGGGCUGAAAAGGUCGCGAAUGAGGCGAUGGUUAUCGACUAUCUUCGUGAACAAACCACCAUCCCCGUCCCUCGUGUGCUCUCCUGGGGUUUUGCUGAAGAGAGCCCACAGCAACUCGGGCCUUUCAUCAUUAUGGAUUUCGCCGAAGGGGAUUGUCUGGCUAGUCUUCUAAAGCAACCGACAGAGAAUGACGAGCAGGAUAUAAUCCUCGACCCAGAAAUCGACGAAGCAAAGCUCCAAUUGGUCUAUAACUAAAUUGCCGACUACAUGCUUCAGCUUUCUCAGCUUACAUUCCCUCGUAUUGGAGCCAUCUCUAAGCACUCUAAGUCAGGCGGAUGGGCUGUUAGUGGCAGGCCUCUCACAUACAACAUGAACGAGCUGGUGACAGUUGCAGGCUACCCUGUUGAUGCAUUCCCAACUACACCAUUUGACUGCGCAAGCGACUCUUUUACGGCAAUUGCAAACGAGCACUUGACGCAUCUCGAGACCCAUCGAAAUGUUGCUACCUCUAAGACAGACGCCCAAUGGCGGUUCAGCGCCCGCUGCUUCUUCAAAAAGCUGAAUCCAAAGCACUGUGUCGAUAAUACCAGCUUAUUCAUGCUCUUCUGCGACGAUUUGCGGCUCUCCAACAUGCUUGCUGAUCCUGAGACGCUCCGCAUUACUGCUGUGAUCGACUUUGAGUUCACAAACGCAAUGCCAGCCCAGUUUGCACAAGAUCCGCCCUGGUGGCUGUUGUUGGCACCAUCAAGUGACUGGUUUGAGGGCAACAAACAGGACGAGUUUAUGGAGCUCUUUGUGCCUAGGAUGGAGCAGUUCAUUCAGGCAGUAGAGUGGGCAGAGGAGAGAUCGCCAUCAUCCAAUGAUCCACGUCUCUCAGCCCAGAUGCGUGAUUCGUGGGCUACGGGGCGUUUUUGGUUUAACUACGCCUCGAGAAAUAGCCUGGAUCUCGACUUCAUCUACCAUAGGGCACUGCAUCCAUACGUUUCUGGCCAGGUGGAAUUAGACAAGGAGCUGCGUGCCGACAUGGCAGAAUUCGCGAAGAGGAAAAUGGAGCAUCUGGCCGAGUACAGGGAGGAGAAGAGGAAGAAUGAUGCCCGGUCCGAGAAGUGAGAGUCAGGAGCGAAGCGAUACAGAGCAACUCACGAACACUUAGUUAUUAAACCACAGUGGACGAUACCACCUAGAUUAACACUGCACUGGAGACUGCCCUUACAUGUUGCAUGGGAGCCUGCCACCUAUUUCCCUCUCUCUUCCAGGUCCUCGUCCCCAGGAACUGCGACGCCUCUGCAGCUCGAUAUCCGCUCCUAAGAGUCCUUAACUGGCAAGAGUUGCUGAGACUCUAGUGUCAAAAUGCAAACCCCAAGUUAUGUAGCUAGGGAGAUCGGCAAAUAGCGGAGCUCAAGGGCGGAUGCCGCCACAGAAAUCUAACAUGAAAGAACGAAACGGAGUGUAAGGUACC